Sphaeramia orbicularis (orbiculate cardinalfish) is the source of this 2157-nucleotide messenger RNA. RefSeq names its product complexin 2b (gene cplx2b). Gene Ontology annotation, biological process: regulation of neurotransmitter secretion; synaptic vesicle exocytosis; neurotransmitter transport. Bases 242 to 646 code for a protein of 134 amino acids. Gene Ontology annotation, molecular function: syntaxin binding. Lineage: Eukaryota; Metazoa; Chordata; Actinopteri; Kurtiformes; Apogonidae. The record is from RefSeq and is a predicted model, not a curated record. The transcript has 5 exons. Gene Ontology annotation, cellular component: SNARE complex; terminal bouton.
UUUUCUUUAACAUCGUUUUCAUUUUAUUACAUUUUUUCAUGGUUCAUUGACUCAAAAACAAACAGGAGGCAUUGGACUCAAACAGAACCUGGGUCGCUCUGGACCAUUUAAUAAAAGACGUAACAACGCGUCCAGAGUGUCCACGAGGACGGAGACGCUUCCAGAAACGACAGAUCCAGGACUCAGCAGAUUCAUGUUCAUCUGAGUCCACGUCUGAGGACGAAGACACCGAGCACGAGACAUGGACUUUGUUAUGAAGCAGGCGUUGGGCGGCGCCACCAAAGACAUGGGGAAGAUGCUGGGAGGGGAGGAGGAGAAGGACCCAGAUGCCGCCAAGAAGGAGGAGGAGCGUCAGGAGGCGCUGAGGCAGCAGGAGGAGGAGAGGAAGGCCAAGCACGCCCGCAUGGAGGCGGAGAGAGAGAAGGUCCGACAGACCAUCAGAGACAAGUACGGCCUGAAGAAGAAGGAGGAGAAGGAGGCGGAGGAGAAGGCGGCCAUGGAACAGGCCUGUGAAGGUUCGCUGACUCGUCCUAAGAAGGCGAUCCCGAGAGGCUGCGGAGACGACGACGAGGAGGACGAAGAGAGCAUCCUGGACACCGUCCUCAAGUUUCUGCCCGGACCUCUGCAGGACAUGUUCAAGAAGUAGAAGUACCGAAGCGCCACAAACGAGCCCUGAAGGGGGUCCAGUCUGGGAGGUCCAGGCUGCAGGGAGGAGGGAGGAGGGUCUUUAUGUCCAGGAUUUGGGAGGUGUUAGGGUCAUGGCUGCAGGUGGAGGUGGAGCUUCGGGGCAUUUAGAGGAGGUGGGACUGCUGGGGGGGCGGGGGGGUUCUUGCCAAACUGUUAGAGGCUUCUCACUGCCUUUAGAAAUGUUUACGUUGUUCUUUUCUACUCCUCGACGCCUGCGUCAUUCUUCCCUCUUUGGUUUUCUUUGGCCUUUCACCCAUGUUCGAUGCGUCUUUUACGUUGUCUCCUUUUGUUUAAUCUGAUCGGUCGACCGUUAUCCACCGGCGACUGACGAAGACCAGUAUUCCCUACAGAAGGGAGGUGGACAUUUCAGAGCUUGUCCUCUUAGUUGCGUUCAUCCAAUGGCACUGCCACCACGUUUUCCAGUAGAAGAAGCAUGUUUAGUUUCUUUCCGUGGGUGUUUUCUACUUUUAUGAACCUGACACUGGUCUUUCUAUCGAAAACAGAAACAACAUCUGAGUUUUUAGGACAUGUGCCUUCAUAUCACCUCCUCCGUCAGAGGAACCGUACAUGAGGGUUUCAUUUGGUCGAACACUGUUGGUUUGGAAUACUACGUUGGUUUCCAGAAGUUAAAGUUUACUCCAGACAUCUGUGGAACCCGGACACAUUCCGUAAAGUUAUUUCAAGUGUCAUAUACUCAACAGGCUACGAACUUCCAAAAAACAAUUUGCUGAAGAAACCGUUCUACUUCCACCUCAGAUUUGCAAAAGCUACACUUUGUUCUCCAUUGCUGCUGGAAAAGUAGGAGUUAAGGUGUUGAUAUUUUGGACGGAUGGGACUGUGGAGGCGUUCGCCGUCCUCGCAGUCAAACACACACGUGGUCUCAUUUUCACUUUCAUCGACUGUUUUGUCCAAAUUCGACCUGGUGCCGUCGUUCCUCAUAGACAAUCAAACGGUAGAAAGUCGGCUGUACUGAGGGAACGCCCACUUCUACAUCGUCCAAUCCCAGUAUUUACCUGCAGAGUUAUGAUGCAUUGUUGGUAAUUAUCGCUGGUGUACAAGAACAGACAGAACAGGUUCAGGAUCGACUGAGAUUCCCCAUGAAUGAAUUACUGCUUUUACGAAGUUAGGGCCUGAUUUACUAAGAUUGCAAAUAACAGGUGCAAAUUUGUUUGCUCGUGCUAAAAAAUGCACGUGCUAUUGAUCUGUGAACCCAGGUGAUCAGCUCAGAUUAUCUGUACAAAUGACAACAGGUUAAAGUCUUGGAGACCACCCUAUUUAAAUGAGUUAGCGUGUGCUACUGGUUGUCGUCAUGGAGACAGCCGGCUGUAUAAACGGCUCUGGGAUACACCAGCACUAAUGGAACAGUGACUGGAAUGAUCCAGACGGAAAUGUACCGAUGGAGGAGUUUAGUCACAGAAGGUACUGAUGACUCCUCCUGUGACUGGACCCAGAUCAGCCCCUAGAACACAG